Messenger RNA from Zootoca vivipara (common lizard), 1447 nucleotides. The record is from RefSeq and is a predicted model, not a curated record. Lineage: Eukaryota; Metazoa; Chordata; Lepidosauria; Squamata; Lacertidae.
UCCAGCCAUCAUGACAGCAUUUUUCCUUGGCUUCCUGAUCUCUGUGCUGCUGCUCUUUCAGGAGCAGGGAGUUAAUGGGGUCCCUCCUCAGCUGAGAGGUGUCCAAUGUAGGACAAGACCUACAGACCUGCUCUUCAUCAUUGACAGUUCCCGAAGUGUGCGUCCCAAUGAAUUUGAGCAAGUCAAGGUCUUCUUGUCCAAGGUCAUUGAGUCACUUGAUGUGGGACAAAAUGCUACACGGGUUGGCGUCAUCAAUUAUGCCAGUGCGGUCAAGAAUGAGUUGUCCCUCAAGACUCACCGUACCAAGGCCAGCCUGCUGCAAGCUGUUCGCAAGAUCGAACCACUCUCCACUGGGACCAUGACAGGCCUGGCUAUCCAGUUUGCAAUCAACAGAGCAUUCAGUGAGGUCGAAGGUGCCCGAGUGAGAUCUCCAGAGAUUAACAAGGUAGCCAUUGUAGUGACAGAUGGACGCCCCCAGGAUGGGGUGAAGGAUGUAUCAGCGAGGGCCCGAGCUCUUGGGAUUGAAAUUUUUGCCAUUGGCGUGGGCCGUGUGGACAUGCACACUUUGCGGCAGAUGGCCAGCCCACCUCUGGAUGAGCAUGUGGAUUAUGUGGAGAGCUACAGUGUCAUUGAAAAGCUGACCAAGAAGUUUCAGGAGGCAUUCUGCGCUGUGUCAGACCUGUGUGCCACUGGAGACCACGAUUGCCAGCAGAUCUGUGUCAGUACAGGGGCUUCUUAUACCUGUGCAUGUAAAGAGGGGUUCACGCUUAACACUGAUGGGAAAACCUGCAGUGCCUGCAGUGGAGGGGGUGCCACGGACCUUGUCUUCCUGAUUGAUGGGUCAAAGAGUGUGAGGCCAGAGAACUUUGAGCUGGUGAAGAGGUUCAUCAACCAGAUAGUGGAUUCCCUAGAUGUGUCGGACAGGAAUGCACAUGUGGGCCUGGUCCAGUAUUCUAGUUCAGUAAGACAGGAAUUUCCCCUGGGGCAAUACAAGAGCAAGAAGGACAUCAAAGCAGCAGUGAGAAGGAUGUCUUACAUGGAGAAAGGCACCAUGACUGGCCAAGCUUUGAAAUUCCUAGUGGACAGUUCCUUUGCCAUCUCCAGUGGUGCAAGGCCUGGAGUCCCCAAGGUAGCAAUUGUCUUCACUGAUGGCCGGUCACAAGAUUACAUCAAUGAUGCUGCCAAGAAAGCCAAAGAACUAGGUUACAAGAUGUUCGCUGUUGGAGUAGGCAAUGCUGUUGAAGACGAGCUUAGAGAAAUUGCCUCAGAUCCGGUGGCAGAGCAUUACUUCUACACUGCUGAUUUCAGAACCAUCAACCAAAUUGGAAAGAAACUACAAAGUAAAAUCUGUGUUGAAGAAGAUCCAUGUGAAUGUGAAGCCAUUGUGAAGUACCAGACAAAGGUAGACAACCUCAUAAAGGCACUGACACGGAAACAUAUCCUUUGA